AUGGAGACGAGACGGAGUUUACGUAUCAGAGGAGGAAAUGCCCCGAAGGAAGAACCAAAGGAAGGGCCAAAGGAAGGGCCAAAGGAAGGAUCGAAGGAAGGACCAAAGGAAGGAUCGAAGGAAGGACCGAAGGGGGGGAACAAGGGCAUAGCGAAGGAGGAUCCAAAAACCAAGGGGGGAGGCAAAGGGAAAGGAGGGGAUGCAAAGAAAGGCGCUGUUGGAGGGGCGAACAAGGAUUCCAACAAAGGUGCAAAUAGAGGAGAAGCAAAGGAAGAGAAGGGGAAGAAGACCUGCCAAAGUGAUAAAAAUAAAAGGGAUUUUAAAGGACAUGCGGGGGGAAGGUAUGAGCAAGGGGAGGUGGAAGAGGUCGCAGAAGAAGAAUUGCCGAAUGUGACAAACGGAUUAGAGGAUCUUCCAAAAAAGGGGAGCAAAACAGGGAAGGAUGCUUCUAAUCGGGGGAAAGGCACGCAGGGGAAAGGAUCACUAGAGGAGGCGAACCCCAUGACCACAGAAGACGCAGAAAGUGAGCAUACAGAUGUUACCUCACUGAAUAGUAGGAGGAGUGAGAGGAUUGUGAAAGGAGGCGGGGGUAUGUUAUUAAGAAAGCAGAGUAGCGGCACGAACAGGAAGGAAUUGGGGGAAGACUCCAUGAGGAAGGGGAAAUCGAAAGAGGGACCCAAACAAAAAGAUUCUGUUAAGAGGGAAAAGCAGGGAGGGGAUGGUGGCAAAAGUGGGAAAGGAGGCAAUAGUAAGGGGAAGGUUGUAGGGGAGGUGAUCCACGCGGGUGGGGUCACUUCAAGAAAAGGAUCCCAAGGUAAAAGUUCCCCUGGUAAAAGUUUUCCAGGUAAAAGUUCUCCAGGUAAAAGUUCCCCCGGUAAAAGUUCUCCAGGUAAAAGUUCUCCAGGUAAAAGUUCUCCAGGUAAAAGUUCUCCAGGUAAAAGUUCCCCAGGUAAAGGAUCUCCAAAGAAGAGUUCCCCAAGUAAAGGAUCUCCAAGUAAAAGUACCCCAGGUAAAUGCUCAUCCGAUCUGGGAAGCCCAGUCGAUCAGAGGAAAAGUGCCGCCCAGGCAAAGAAAGCGAAAGUGACAACAAGCAUCCCCGUCAAAGGAAAAAUGAUAAGAGACACUACAGUCGACAAGACAGUAGGAAAAGAAGCCAGGAAGAUAAAAGACACAGUAGUCGAUUCGACAAAUGAGAAAAGCGCGUACAUAUUGUCGUCUAUCAAUGUGAGUACCCCCCUGGAAGAAAAAGGAAAGUCGAAGGGAAAGACGAAUCGGAAGGGAGGAACGGAAGACGAAGGUAUCCGAGGUAACCAUCUGAUGAAAAAUAUGGAUUCAGCAGAAUUGGAAAGUAACAGAGGCAGAUGUAGCAGUAACAGAAGUAGUACUGUUGAAUGGAAUGAAAAGUUAGAUGCUCUGGUGGGACACAUCGGAGGAACGAAGGAAGGAGGAUCCAAGGUACCAAUGAACCGAAGCAUUAAAAGAAGGUUAUCCCAAAUUAUUGAUGUGAUGAAGAAGAAGCAGGUGUUUCAACUCAUUGGGGAUCAGGACGAACGGGAUAGAAUUCAAUUUGUAGGCCACGAGUUAGGAGAAGCAGAUACCCCAAUAGGGGGCGAUGUCAACAAAGGAGAAGUAACUAGCCAAAAGGGAAAAGAAACUACAGGUAGUGCAAAGGGAGAGAAGAAUAACAACUGGCCCUUCUUACAGAGAGUGAACUUGGAUGUCAUUUACAAUAAACUACAUUACGAUUUUUACGGAAGUGAAGAAGACUUCCAUCGAGAUGUGCUGAUAAUUUUUGAUAGAAUCAAGCUAGCCAUAGAAAUGGAGAAUAACCCAAAGGAGAAACAGAAUUUGUAUGAACUUAGAUGCAACGCUUGGAAGACUUACGAGGGGGAGUUCUACAAGUUGCUCCUCUCCAUGAGAGGUACAAAGGAGGCGAAAAAAUUUUCUUCCACGCAGAAGGAGUUACGUGAACGAGAGGAGAAGUACUUGACGGAUCUGCUUCUUCAUGCAAGUAAGGUAGAAUUGGAGGGGCCGAAGGGAAAGCAGGGAAAAACCCUACCAAAGGCGAAGGGUAGUGGCGGUGGCGCUGAGCAAAGAUCGGAAGGGAAACUAUCGGAAGGGAAAUUAUCGGAAGGGAAAUUGUCAGAAGGGAAAUUAUCGGAAGGGAAAUUAUCGGAAGGAAAAUUAUCGGAAGGGAAAUUAUCGGAAGGGAAAUUAUCGGAAGGAAAAUUAUCGGAAGGGAAAUUAUCGGAAGGGAAAUUAUCGGAAGGGAAGCGGUCGGAAGAGAAACGGUUAGGGGGGAGGCGAUUGGAGGAGGCUCUCCCUACCGGCGGCACAACUAGCCACGACCAGACGCACAAUAACCUAAGCAGUGCAUCCAUCAGCAUGGAAACAAGUAAACCCCCCGUGGGUAGCCAUACGCCUUUUAGAGUUCGUCUGCGGCUGGGAAGCUUCUCCCUGGAUGAUGAAGUGACAACGAAAAAGGGGAAUGAAGAUGAUGGGAGCGGGGGGGUCUCCCUAAAGGUUAAUGGUGCGAGUUGUGCCAAUUGGCCUGAGAAGGGAGGUAGAGCAGUGGGUGGAGUAGGAGGAGAAGUGGAAACCAAAGUACAAACGGUAGAAGAACAAAGGCACGAAUGGAGGGAAUUAAUCAGAGACCACAUCCUCCAGAACCUUAUGAAAGACAACAGCACGGCGUUUUACUUCACCACCCCGGUGUUGGAGGACAAGAAUUUAAGUGAAAAGAUUAAGAGCGAAUAUAAAAAUAAAAUAAAGAAGCCCAUGGACUACAGAACUGUAUCGAUAAAUCUUACCCAGGGUGUGUACCAGAAUCCAUGGGAAUUUUACAGUGACUUGAAGUUGAUUUUUCAGAACUGCUUCGACUUCAACCCUGAUAUAGUGCAGAACCAAUACAUUAUAGAGGCGGCGAAGCGAGGACAGGAGAGAUUUUCCAAUCUGUGGAGGAAGUGGGAGAGGAGAAUUAUCGAGGCGUACGAAGGGGGAGGUUCCGUGGGUGGGGAACUGAGUAACGCUGUAACUGCGCCAACCAUGUCUGUCACGCAUACCACGGUUAGCGAGGCUACCUUGCCCUUUAACCUGACAAGCUACAUGGAAUUCUUUAAAAGUUUGACGAGGAAAAAAAAAAAGUUCAGCUCCAUAUACUCCAUGUGGGUGGAGUACCUGGUAGCGCACCGGGUCAACUUUGAGGAGCUGUGCAUCGAAAGGGGCAUUAAUUGGAAGGCCUUAAACGAGAAGUGCAGUGCGAAGGUGUCGAGCCCGCGGGAGAUAAAGCUGCAUCUGUUCAAGAAGAUGAAUAAUGAAACCCUUCCUUUUUAUGUGUUCAGGGAGGAGUACCAGGGUUCGUUGAGGGAGAGUCGCGACGAAUUGAGGAAGACGAAAAGGAUGAAGAAGAUGGAGAGGGUAGCCGAAUUGGACCAUCUGGACGGGGUGAAGAAUCUGUACGAGGGGGAUCAUCUGGGUGGGAUGGAAAAUUUCUACGAGGAGGACCAUCUGUACGGGGUGAAGAAUUUGUAUCAGGAGGAUCACCUGUACGGGGUGAAGAAUCUGUAUGAGGAGGAUCACCCGUAUGGGGUGAAGAAUCUGUAUGAGGAGGAUCACCCGUAUGGGGUGAAGAAUCUGUAUGAGGGUGACCACCUAUACGGGGAAGUCGGAGGAGACAAUGGAGCCCCGACGGACAAUCCCGAAGACGCCAAUUUCCAAUAUUUGCUGAGGGACCACCACACGUACAACCAGACGGAAGAGUGGAAAACCCGUGAAGAACAACUCCAGAAGGAAGCCAUAUUGAAGCCAUUUAGAGUAAGGAAGCGUAGAAUCCAUAACACCAUUUUUUUUGAUGAAAAUAUAUUUGAUAGUUAUUUGGAGGGAAAGAGGAGUUGCGUUGUGAAGUGCGCGCCGAAUGUGUUUCUUGCCGACUGCUUCUACUACCACAGCGUUGAGCAGAGCUUAGGGGAUUUCAUGGAGGGGGGGGGAGACUUAGACGGUGUGAACGAGAAGGAGGUAGUAGGGUGUGUGGACAAGAAGGAGGUAGUAGGGUGUGUGGACAAGAAGGAGGGAGUUGGUUGUGUGAACGAGGAGGGAGUUGGUUGUGUGAACGAGAAGGAGGAAAACGUCAGAGGAAACCAAUUGGCGAAGGCUGCUACCCCGAAGAUGAACAAAAUAACCUUCCGCGUGCGAGCGGUGCAUGAGGAAAGGCGGCCCCAGAGAGUCGUCUGCAAAGGGUUCGAGGAGAGCCCCGAGGGGGAAGACGAAACAGAUGUGUCGUGGGGUGCGCAUCGUGACGGUGGAGAAGUUCAUGAAAGGAGCCUGGUGGAUGGGGAGACUACGUGCAAAAGAAAUGAGAGUCCGUUGGAGGAAUCUGAUGGUUCUUCCCCACUACAUAGAAUAUGUCAGGUAGCCAACAAUCUUACGGGACAUCCCCAAGGGAGAAAAAAAAAAAAAAAAAAAAAAAAGAGGUUGCAGGAUGGAUCACACAGAGCAGUGAUGAAGAAUCAACUGGGGAGAAAAUCCUUGGUGAUGAAUCUAAAAAUGAAAUAUUGCCCACUGGAAGAUACUUCCUUCUUCCAAAUAAACGAAGAACAUGUUUACAGACACCACGUGGACGUUGCCUUUUCUUUUAUACUGCGUUCGAAACGGAAGUUGAACGUAGCCAUAAAAGUAGAGAGAAGGAAUGUUUCCUUGUUUGAAGAGGAUUGCUUGGAAUUUAUAAGCAUCCAAAUUCUGAAUAAAUGUAAACGGACUAGUCACAUGAAAUUCUACUUGUGUAAUCGGAUGGCCGGGACGAGUCGCUCUCUGGUUCAACUGUUAAAUGCUUAUUUCGCGAAGCUGAAUUUGCCUGCGGGAAUGGACGAGGCUGCGAGUGAACUAUCGCGUAUCCUCCCCAGGGUUCGACUCUACAUACGGGAUGUAGACGUGCUGAUGAGACUGGAAAAGGACCAUGCAACACACAUGACCACCAUAGCUAUUUUGAAGAGAAGGGUUUUGUGA
Messenger RNA from Plasmodium knowlesi strain H, 5001 nucleotides. RefSeq names its product bromodomain protein, putative. The record is from RefSeq and is a predicted model, not a curated record. The transcript is spliced from 2 exons. Gene Ontology annotation, molecular function: protein binding. Gene Ontology annotation, cellular component: NuA4 histone acetyltransferase complex. Bases 1 to 5001 code for a protein of 1666 amino acids. Lineage: Eukaryota; Apicomplexa; Aconoidasida; Haemosporida; Plasmodiidae.